Molecule: messenger RNA, 7026 nt
Organism: Nycticebus coucang (slow loris)
Lineage: Eukaryota; Metazoa; Chordata; Mammalia; Primates; Lorisidae
Product: zinc finger protein-like
Biological process (GO): regulation of transcription by RNA polymerase II
Molecular function (GO): RNA polymerase II cis-regulatory region sequence-specific DNA binding; DNA-binding transcription factor activity, RNA polymerase II-specific
Source: RefSeq, a predicted model, not a curated record
CGCUGAGGCCUCCGCUCUGGGAUCGUGAGGUCCCUACCUUUUUGUCAGUGGUAGCUGGGCUGAGUUCCUCGCGUGCAGGCCCUUCUGAGUUUUCUGGACGUACUCUCUGGAUCCUCAAUAAACUGGUGAUCGAUUUAGGGGAAAAGAAGCCUCACUGGAGAGCAGAGGCACUUUCUAGGCAGGAUUUUGCCUUCCCAUGAACGGCAUAACUCAGCACUCUGCAAAUUUCUAGAAGUUGGAUAAAAAAUGACCACAUUCAAGGAGGCGCUGACGUUCAAGGACGUGGCUGUCGUCUUCACCAAGGAAGAGCUGAGUUUGCUUGACUCUGCCGAGAGAAAGCUGUACCGAGAUGUGAUGCGGGAGAACUUCAGGAACCUUCUCUUAGUGGGGCAUCAAUCAUUCAACCAAGACACAUUCUACUCCCUCAGGGAAGAACAACUUUGGAUGACAAAGACAGCAACCCAUAGAGAAGGGAAUUCAGGAGGCAAGAUCCAAACUGAGUUGGAGACUAAUCCAGAAGCAGAAUCACAUGAAGAGUUGUCCUGCCAGCAAAUCUGGGAACAAAAUUCAAGUGACUUAACAAGGUCUCAAGACACCAUAAUUAAUAGCUCUCAGUUCUUCAAACAAGGCUAUGUCCCCUACCACAUUGAGGCAGGGCUAUCGAUUAUUCACAUAGGACAGACAACUUUCCAGGGUAAUGAGGAUAAACAAUCCUUCAAUGAUGUCUCCAUCUUUGAUCUUCAUCAGCAAUUAUACUCAAGAGAGAAGUCUCACACAUGUGAUGAGUGUGGAAAGAGUUUCCGUUAUAGAUCAGUUCUUCUUAUUCAUCAGAGAGUCCACAUGGGAGAGAAACUCUAUAAGUGUUAUGUGUGUGGUAAGGAAUUUAGUCAGAGCUCACAUCUGCAAACUCAUCAGAAAGUCCACACUGCAGAGAAACCAUUCAAAUGUGAGCAGUGUGGGAAAGGCUUCAGUCGUAGAUCAGGACUUAAUGUUCAUUGCAAAUUGCACACAGGAGAGAAACCUUACACUUGUGCAGAAUGUGGAAGGGCCUUCGUUCAUGCAUCACUGCUUCAGGAACAUCAGAGAAUCCAUACUGGAGAGAAACCAUUCAAAUGUGAGAUAUGUGGUAAGAACUUCCGCGUUAGGUCACGACUUAAUAGCCAUACCAUGGUUCACACAGGAGAAAAACCAUUCCGAUGUGAUACAUGUGGUAAGAGCUUUUAUCAGAGAUCAGCACUUAAUAGUCAUUAUGUGGUCCACACAGGAGAGAAACCAUUCCAAUGUAAUACAUGUGGUAAGAGCUUUCAUCAGAGAUCAGCACUUAAUAGUCAUUGUGUGGUCCACACAGGAGAGAAACCAUACAAAUGUGAAGAGUGUGGAAAAGGCUUCAUUCGUAGGCAGGAUCUUUUUAAGCAUCAUGUGGUCCACACAGGAGAGAAACCAUACAAAUGUGAGGAGUGUGGAAAAGGCUUCAUUCGUAGGCAGGAUCUAUUUAAGCAUUAUGUGGUCCACACAGGAGAGAAACCAUAUAAUUGUGAAGAAUGUGGGAAGAGCUUCAGAUGGUCCUCAAGUCUUUCAAGACAUCAGCGAGUCCACAGUGGAGAAAAACCAUUUAAAUGUGAAGAAUGUGGGGAGGUAUUUUAUACAAAUUCACAACGCUAUGCUCAUCAGAGGGCCCACAGUGGAGAAAAGCCAUACAAAUGUGAAGAGUGUGGGAAGGGCUACAAAUGGAGGUUGGAUCUUUACUCUCACCAGAAGGUCCACACGGGUGAGAAACUUUAUAAUUGUAAGGAAUGUGGGAAGAGCUUUAGUAGGGCCUCAUGUCUUUUGAAACAUCACAUAGUCCACACUGGAGAAAAGCCAUAUAAAUGUGAGGAGUGUGGUAAGGGCUACAACAGUAAGUUUAAUCUUGAUAUGCACCAGAGGGUCCAUACUGGAGAAAGACCUUAUAACUGUAAGGAUUGUGGGAAGAGUUUUGCCUGGGCUUCAUGUCUUUUGAAACAUCAGAGACUUCACAGUGGAGAAAAACCAUUCAAAUGUGAAGAAUGUGGGAAAAGAUUUACUCAGAAUUCACAACUUCAUUCCCAUCAGAGAGUCCACACUGGAGAAAAGCCAUACAAAUGUGAGGAAUGUGGGAAAGGCUUUGGCUGGGCCUCAACUUGUCGGACCCAUCAGAGACGACACAGCAAAACACCACUGAAAUGUGAGGAUUAUGGGAAGGACUACAUGCACAGUUUUUACUUUAAAGUCCAAGAUAAAGUUCAUAGUGUAGAAAAGCAAAAAUGUGAGGACUGUGUGAAGGGCUACAACCAGCUCUUGAAUCUUGGUACGUAUCACAGAGUCCACAUUGGAGAGAAACCGUACAAGUGUGGGGAGUGUGGUAUGUGUUUCAGUGUAGCCUUCAACUUCAUCAAAGUGUCCACACUGAAGAGAUACUUUAGUAAUGUGAUAGGUGUGAUAAACUCUUCAUUUUAGGACGGUGCAAUGGUUCACGCCUGUAAUCCUAGCAUUCUGGGAGGCCAACUUUGGUGGAUUGCCUAAAGCUGACAAGUUGUAGACCAGCCUGAGCCAGAGUGAGACCUCGUCUCUAAAAAAUACCUGGGCAUUGUUGCGGGCGCCUGUAGUCCUAGCCACUUGGCAGGGUGAAGCAAGAGAAUUGCUUAAGCCCAAGAGUUUAAUGUUGCUGUGAGCUGUGAAGCCAUGGCACUCUACCAAGAGUGAUAAAGUGAGACUCUGUCUCAAAAAAAAAAAAGUCUUCAUUUAUUCAUUUAUUUAUUUAUUUUUUGAGACAGAGUCUCAACUGGUCACCCUUGGUAGAGUGCUGUGGUGUCAUCAUAGCUCACAGCAACCUCAAACUCUUGGGUUCAGGCAAUUCUCUUGCCUCAGCCUCCCAAGUAGCUGGGACUACAGGCACGCACCACAGCGCCAACUGAGUUUAGAGAUGGGGUCUCUCCCUCACUCAGGCUAGUCUCAAACUCCUGAGCUUAGGCAAUUCACCCACUUCUGUCUCCCAGAGUGCUAGGAUUACAGGUGUGAGUUAUCACCGCCAGCAUCUUCAUUUGUUCUUCAUGAAUACAAAUCUCAUCUGAGAGUUCACAAAGGGGAAAAACAUUAACAUGUGAGAUGUGGUAGUCAAAGGGAUGUGAAUGCAAAUCUUCACUGAAAUGUGAGGAUUGUGGGAAGGACUUCCCUUGGAGUUCAUAUCUUAUAAUUUAUCACAGAAUCCAUGUUCUGUGAUCUGUUGAUCAAUUUUAUCCAGUCUUGUAAGAGAGCAAUUAUUUGUUAUGUUACAGUCAGUAUUUCUGCCACAGCUCAGCAUACCACUGUGGUCUCAGGACCACCAUAGUGGAGAAUCAUGCUAAGUGGUACAAUAAAGCUUCAUUCGGAAGUUUAAUGGCUGCAGUCAUUCAGGAGACAGGUCUUAGAAAGGUUGAGAAUUAGUUCAGCCAUUUACAAACUCUAAUGAUGAACACGCCAUAAUUUACAUCCACUAGAAUGUAAGCUACAUGUUUCUGCACUGCUGAAUCUUCAAGUUAAUAUUGAUUAGCCCUUCAUAUGUGGUUCAGUACUGUUUUUUUGUUUAUUUUUUGAGACAGAGUCUCAAGCUGUUGCCCUGGGUAGAGUGCCAUGGCGUCAUAGUUCACAGCAAGCUCAAACUCUUGGGCUUAAGCGAUUCUCUUGUCUCAGCCUCCCAAGUAGCUGGGACUAUAGGUGCCCACCACAACACCCAGCUAUUUUUUUGUUGUUGUUGUUGUUCCACUUGUCAGCUGCUGUUGUUAGCUGGCCCAGGCCAGGCUUGAACCUGCCAGCCUCAGUGCAUGUGGCCGGCGCCCCACCCACUGAGCUACAGGCAUCACCCCAGUACUUGUUUUUUAUUUCAGAAUAUUGUAGGGGUAGAAACAUUUUGGUUACAUGAAUUGAUUUUGUACAGUUUGACUCAAAGUUAUUAAGUGUGUCCAUCACCCAGAUGGUGUGCAUUACACCCAUCAGGUGUGAACUUAUCCAUCUCCUCUCCUACCUGUUUGAUUUUCAUUGAGUUUUACUUCGACAUGUACACACAAGUGUUGAUCGAUUAGCUCCAAUUUAAUAGCGAGUACAUGUGGGAGUUGCUUUUUUAGUCCUGUGAUACUUCCCUUAUUUUCGAUCCUGUGAUACUUCACUUAGAAGGAUGUUCUCCAGUUCUAUCCAGAUUGUUACAGAAGGUAUUGGUUCACCAUUUUUUAUGGCUGACUAGUACUCCAUGGUAUACAUAUACCACAUUUUAUUAAUCAGUAAUUAUUGAUGGGUACUCGGGUUGAGUCUAUCUCUUUUCAAUUGUGAACUUGUGCAUAAUAAACAUUCAAGUGCAAGUGUCUUUUUAAUAAAUGACUUUUUCCCCUUUGGUUAAAUACACAAUAGUGGGAUUGCUUGAUCAAAUGGUCAAUCUACUUUUAGAGAUUAUACUAGUUGGCAGUCCCACCAACAAUGUAUAAAUGUUCCUUGUUCUCCACAUCUACACUAGCAUCUGUUAUUUGGGGACUUUUUGAUAAAAGCUAUUCUCACUGGAGUAAGGUGAUAUCUCAUUAUGGCUUUGAUUUGUAUUUCCCUGAUGAUUAGAGACAUUAAGCAGUUCUUCAUAUGUUAUUGGCCUUUCAUCCAUCUUCUUUUUUCUUUAAUUUUUUUUUUUUUUGAGACAGAGUUUCACUUUGUCACCCUCAGUAGAGUGCUAUGGCGUCACAGCUCACAGCAACCUCCAACUCCUGGGCUAGGCAAUUCUCUUGCCUCAGCCUCCUGAGUAGCUGGGACUACAGGUGCCCACCAUAACGCCUGGCUAUUUUUUGCUGCAGUUUGGCCAGGGCUGGGUUUGAACCUGCCACGCUCAGUAUAUGGGGCUGGUGCCCUACUCACUAAGCCACAGGCACCACCCUCAUCUAUCUUCUUUUGAAAAGCUUCUGGUCGGGCGGCGCCUGUGGCUCAAGGAGUAGGGCGCCAGUCCCAUAUGCCGGAGGUGGCGGGUUCAAACCCAGCCCCGGCCAAAUAAAUAAAUAAAAAUUAAAAAAAAAAAAAAAGAUUGUUAAAAAAAAAAAGAAAAGCUUCUGUUCAUGUCUUCUGCCCACUUUUAAAUGGGAUUGUUUGAUUUUUUUCUUUUCUUUCUUUCUUUUUUUUUUUUUUUUGUCAUUUGCUUGAGUUCAUUGAAGAUUCUCAGAAUCCUUUUAUCAGUUCUAUACCAGGCAAAUAUUUUCUCCCAUUCAGUACGUUGUCCUUGGCUGUGCAGAAGCUUUUUAAUUAGGUUAGGUCCCAUUUACUUAUUUUUGUUGUUGGUAUAAUUGCUUUUGGAGUCUUGCAUAGCCACAUGUAGAAGACCGAAACAGGAUCUGCACCUCUUCCCACUCAAAAAUUAAUUCAUUUUGGAUGACAAUCUUAAACUUUAAGCAUGAAACUAUAGUAAUUAUAGAAGAAAAUUUUAGAAAAGCACUUACAGAUUUCAGGCUAGGCAAAGAAUUUAUGUUUUGUUUUUAUUUUAUUUAUUAUUUUUUUUAGAGACAGGGUCUCACUCUAGUGCUGAGGGACUUAUACUCUAAUACACAGCUCACAGCAACCUCGAACUCCUGGGCUUAGGCAAUUCUCUUGCCUCAGCCUCCCAAGAAGCUGGGACUACAGGUGCCCGCCACCACUCCCAGCUAUUUUUUAUUGCAGUUUGUCCGGGGCAGGGUUUGAACCCGCCACCCUCAGUAUAUGGGGCCGGCACCCUAACCACCAAGCCACAGGUGCCGCCCUAUGUUUUCUUUUUAAAUCAGAUGUUCUGAGCAGUAUCAAAUACUCAUUUGUUAAAUGAAUAAAGAAGAAACCAUACAAUAUUUUUUAAAAUGUGUCCGAAAGAGGAAACAUGCAAAAAAUAUUUCAACAAAACAUGAGUUGAAAUGACAAGUACACUCAAUACUGAGAUCCACAGGAUCGUUUUGAAUAUUAUUCUAUAGUACUGGGCUGCUGGCUUCCCCUCAUCCUCUGGUCAUGAGAGGUCUGGUAUAGAACUGAUAAAGAGAUUAUGAGAAUCUUCAAAAGUUAGUCUUUUCUUUCUUUCUUUCUUUUUUUUUUUUUUUAGGGACAGAGUCUCAAGCUGUCCCUCUAGGUGGAGGGCCUUGGCAUCAUAGCUCGCAGCAACCUCAAACUCUUGGGCUCAAGCAAUCCUCCUGCCUCAGUUGUUCUAUUUUUUUUUUUAAAGUAGAGACAGGGGUCUCACUUUUUGCUCGGGCUGGUCUAGAACCCAUGAGCUCAAGCUAUCCACCUGCCUCAGCCUCCUAGAGUACUAGGAUUAUAGGCGUGAGCCACCUCACCCAGCCUAAAGUUAGAUUCUUAUUAUUUGUGGCUAUGUAUAGUGUUUCAUUGGUAAUUUUUUCUCAUAGUAUAGGCUGAUAUGGUACUAUUGCAGUUAUGUGGGAGUGUGUAGUAUAGUUCAGGCUAUGCAUUUCUGAAGGGCUUGUUAACCAGAGUCCAAGUUCCUUAUACCCCUUGAGGCUAGCAAAAGCCUGGCGGUCUACACAAGAUGUCUCGCACCCGGCAGACUCAGGGCUAGAAUUCUGGGGGUCCUGUUGACCAUAGUUCAGGAUCCUGUACUCCCCUAUCAGGUGCUGCAAGGGGCCCAUUUAUUACCUGGUGGCUGAGAACAGAAUGUCUAGCAACCAAAGAUUAUUAUUGCCUGAGUCCUGCCUAAGCAUAGAUAGAAAUCACAGAAGCGAGUUAGGCAGGUUUAUCCCCAAUUUGUAAAGUAUAUGUUGUAAUUACAUGGUGUGCCUGCAUGAUUUUCCUUUCUUGAGGUGCUUUGCUUUGAAUAACUCGAAUUAAGUUUUUACAUUAUGUUGUCAACAUGAUUUAUGAUUUUUAAUCGAAUAAAAAGACCUAUGGGAUAAUGGACCACUGCUGCACUUCCUGGCUGCACUUGAGAUGCUGCUAGUUAUAGUGUAAGCCUCUCACAGGCUCCCAUUGGUUAUUUCAGCUGAGAUAACUGAGUCUGAGUUUUUCCUUGCGUCAAACUGCCCUCGGUGCAGA